AUGGGGUCAAAAUCAUCAAAGGUGAUCAAAACAAAACAACGACCACGUACAAAUUCAUCUUCUAUUGUCAUGACAGACCAACAAUCAUCAAGUACUCUUUCCGAUCCUCAAUAUUGCAAUCUUUCGAGUAUUUAUUCGGAUCCUUGCCACUUAUUUUCUGUGGCUACAAAGAAAUUUGUCAGUGUUGAUUUUCUGAAGAAAUUGGAGGGAAGAGUAGAAAUCAAGGAUUUUAUUGGAGGCUCACAACAUUUGUUUGUGUGGUUGGAGGAUGAUCCUUAUGAAAAUUUCAUUCCCAACAAGGAAUAUAUUGUCAAUGUAAAACAUAAUUUGUAUGGCACAUUGGAAAAUGAUUAUGGACAGUGUUCAGAGUUGACACCAAAUCAAAAAGUCAAAUUGGAUUUGAAGGAGAGUGAUUUUUUGGCAAAAUUAAAGAAGGACAAGGAUAUUAUAGCCAAGGCAUCAAAUCAAGUUUGGACUUUGAACAAUUAUUCAUUCUUUCAUAUUAUUACUAGAGGAGAAUAUAAUAUGGAACUAGUGCUCGGAAGUGGAUGGAAUAAUGUUGGAUGUUGCUCUGUUGGAGAAAGUACUAGUAGUAUUGCUGAAGCAAGACCUGUUAUAUUCGAUAUUGAAGGAAAUCAUACACUCUUCUUGCCAGAAGGACAGGAAAUUACGCAUAUUUGUACAGGGGGCUGUAACUCAAUUAUUGUCUCGAAAGAUAUUCACACAAAUCAGCAAUUUGUCUAUGGAUCUGGAGAAACUUUCCGUCAUGUUAACUAUGACUAUGCUGCCACUUCACUGUUCACUUUGAAUAAGCAAAUGUGUCAGGAUAUAGGCUCUGGAAGAUUCAUUAAGAAAGCACUCUCAGGAUAUGGUUCAAGCCAUUUUUUACUAUCGGAUGGUAUUUUACUGACCUAUGGAACCUAUCCUCUGAGUAGAUCAGGUCUCCAUAAAAUCGACUCUUCAAUGAUUCGACAAGAGACCAUCUCAGAUUUUAUUUGCUACGAAGAUUUGUUUGCAAUUUUAACUAGAGAAGGAAAUAUUUGGGUAUCUUCAGCUGAAAGAGCAUUGACUGUGAGUGAAUUUGAACCAGGAACAAUCGUUCAAAUGGUACCUUCACUUAGAUUCAAUGCCAUUACUUUAAGAACAAGAGAUGAUGAUAUUCUUCUCAUCUCAGACAGAGAUUUUGAAAACAGCCAGACGCUUAAUGAGAAACUCUUACAACCUCUAACAUUGGACUCAUUCAUUACUCAAAUGGGAUUGACAGGAACUGAAGAAGAUGAACGUAAAUUAAGAACUCUUGCCAGAUUAGCUCAAUGCCAAGAAUUUAGCAUUUCAGUUCAUUGUCUACACAAUUUUGUUAUAGCUUUCAAACCAAAUCAAAAGAAGAAUGCUGCCAAGAAGAGAAUGUUACAAAAACUCAAAGAACAAUUACUUUCCUCAUCCAAUCCUUUCCAAGAUUUAACCUUUGUGUAA
Molecule: messenger RNA, 1473 nt
Organism: Naegleria gruberi
Lineage: Eukaryota; Heterolobosea; Eutetramitea; Acrasida; Naegleriidae
Exons: 2
Coding region: 1-1473 (490 amino acids)
Source: RefSeq, a predicted model, not a curated record